AUGUUUGAGUGUGGUGGAGUAGCCAUUGGCUUGUGCAUUUCACAUAGAAUAGUUGAUGAUUUGUGUAUUCAAAAUUCAUUGAUGCGUGGAGUACUUCUGCAGAUUAGGGUUGCGUCCGCGACGUUCGUUUUCAGUAAUCUUGCCAUAUCAAAUCUGAGAAGGCUUGCCCAAGGAGCUGGGCAAUUUUCAAGGGUGCAGUUGGUGACAGCGCUUAUUUGGAAAGCGCUUAUUAGAGUGGCAGAAGCUAAACAUGGACAAUUGAGGCCAUCUAUAAUAACUCAUUUGAUAAACAUGAGAGGAAGAACAUCAACAUCUCUACCAAUUUCAAAGGACUCUUGUGGGAACAUCAUUAUGCCUGCUUCGGUGCGGUUCACGCCGGAGAAAAUGGGAAACAAAGUUGAGUUUGACGAAUUAGUGAGUCUUGUCUGUGAUGCAAUCACGAAUUGUGUAAAAGAUUGUGCAAAGCCAAAAAAUGGUGAAGAUCUUUUCUUGAUGGUGGAUAGUGCUUGGAAAAAGGCAGCUGAAGAAAGCAAGAGAAAUGAAGUAGUGUCCUAUUUCUUUACAAGCACUUGUGGGAUGCCAUUUUAUCCAGAUUUUGGAUGGGGAAAGCCUGUUAGAGUUACAAGGAAAGAAUCUUUUGCUGAAGAAAUAAUUGUGUUGAUGGACACUAGAGAUGGUGAUGGAAUUGAGACAUGGAUAAGCUUGGAAGAAAAUGAUAUGCCAAUUUUUCAAGAAGAUCCUGACAUUAUGGCCUUCACUUCCCAGAGAGACCACCAUAAUGAUGAUCAGUCAAUAUUUUUGCGUUCUAAAUGCUAA
Molecule: messenger RNA, 816 nt
Organism: Pistacia vera
Lineage: Eukaryota; Viridiplantae; Streptophyta; Magnoliopsida; Sapindales; Anacardiaceae
Product: pelargonidin 3-O-(6-caffeoylglucoside) 5-O-(6-O-malonylglucoside) 4'''-malonyltransferase-like
Exons: 2
Coding region: 1-816 (271 amino acids)
Source: RefSeq, a predicted model, not a curated record